Didymodactylos carnosus is the source of this 1581-nucleotide messenger RNA. NCBI's taxonomy places the organism in Eukaryota, Metazoa, Rotifera, Eurotatoria, Philodinida, Philodinidae. The record is from the annotation of a GenBank genome assembly.
AUGGCUGCAGAAUCAUCAGAUAGUGAAGUAGAAACAAAAAAUGGUUUAUUAAAUUUUGAAUUAUGGAAUCCGUUCGAUUUACAUGUUAUGUCUUAUAUACGUUCACCAAUGCAGCAACAUUUUGCUACUGAGAAAUCAAAUGUAAUUUGUCGUGCAUUACGUUUAGCGGUCGUCGAUUUAUUAGAUACAAUUGAUAAAAAUAACUAUCGGGAAGAUGAUACAACAAUAAUUGGUACUGAACAUCGGACAUUUCGUUCACGUCAUUAUCAUGUUAAAAUAGAUGAGGGAGAAAACAUUACCGGCAAUACUUUUGAACAAUCGUUUGAGUUAGAUGUAAGUGCAUUGGCACCAUUAGUAUUUUAUCAAUUACGAAAUGAUAUUGGAAUAUCGAAUGAAGAAUUUCGUCAUUCAUUUGCUCAUGAACAACUAAGAGAUUUUACUAAUCCAGGCAAAUCAGGUAGUCUAAUGUAUAAAACAAAUGAUGAUUUGUAUAUAAUAAAAACAUUGAGAGAUUAUGAAGCUCGUUUAUUGAUUCAAAUAUUGCCUGGCUAUCAUAUACAGUUAACACAUCGUUCAACAAUAUUAAAUCGUUAUGUUGGCUUGUAUGCAAUACGUUUUCCUAAAUUACUAUCAACACCUGAAAUAUAUGUUGUCGUUAUGGUCAAUGCGUUACCAUCAUAUUUAAAAAUAAAUGAAAUAUAUGAUUUAAAAGGAUCGACAAUAGGUCGACGAUCACGGAUUAGUCAUCCACAAGAACGUUUACAUGCUCUCAAGGAUUUAGAUUUUUUAGAAUUUUAUCCCAAUGGUAUACGAAUACCAAGUAAAAUUUAUCAUCGUUUACAAAAAGUGAUAUUAAAUGAUGCUAAAGCCUUAAGAAAAUUAAACAUAACAGAUUUUUCAUUAAUAUUAGGUGUUCAUCAUAUUGAUGUUAAUCCAGAAGAAUUAGCUGAAUAUCAUCCAGCUCUCGGUCUUAGUGCUCUCUUUCAUAUGAGUAAAAGGUUUUAUGUUAUUGAUGAAAACAAAACAAUUGAAACAAUUGAAACAAUUGAAAAACCAAACAAUAAUGAAGUAUUAUCUUAUUUAAAACCGUUAAAAAUCAUUGGUUAUGAUGCCACUGAUGAUCAUUUCUAUGAUCACGAUAUGGACGACAUUGGACUUUUAACGUGUCCUAUUCCUGGAAUAAUUAAUAAUACAAAUAAUCAACGAGUCUACAUCUAUAUAGCUUUUGUUGAUAUGUUACAGACAUUUGAUAGUUUCAAACUCAUAGAAGCAACUUUAAAAAAAAUAUCCGAUCCAUAUCGUACAUUACAAUAUUCAGUAAUUGAGCCAAAAGAAUAUGAAAAACGUAUUACCAAAUUUUUAUUUGAAAAAAUAUUUAUUGAUGCCGAAAAUGAUUUUCAAUGGGUAAAAAAUGAUCAAGUAGUCUUGCCGAUUGAAAAAGAAACUAAAUCAGAAAAACGUAAACAUAAGAAACACCGUCAUCAUAAACAUAAGCAAUCAGAAACAAAAGAUUUCGAAGCUCAUCAGGACCAAGCUGAAAUAUCUGUACAGAACGGUGAUUUCAUUGAUCUUCGUCUUUAA